UCUGCCGGAAAUUGCAUUUAGCCGCAGGGGUGUUUCCGGCCGGCCAAUCCGUCGAAAAUCCACAAAUUGCAUUUCGACAGAUUUUAAGCGUCGGAAAAACCCAUUAUUUUGUAGUGAAUGUUUUCAUACGAUCAGUAUUUGUUUCAAUUGUUAACAUCACCAUAAUGUUGGAUGGUGGCCUAUUAUUACUACCAUAUAUAUAAAGACAUCAUUGCUUGGUCUAUAUAAUUGCUUCCCACCAAAGUCAUCACCAGAGAGUCAUAGCUCGAAUCAAAGGUGGAACCAUGACUAAGUGGCAGACGAUGGUCGUUGCCUUUCUGUUCAAGUUAUUUCUCGCAAAUUCGGUGACAUCACAACCACAGACAAAGAUACUAAUCAACAGUUGCGGCCAAAUCAACGCCAGCAACCCCCUGAAUUUCUUCCACAAUCUUAACGAGACUUUUGGAAAUGUGCGACGACAAUUAUCCAACAAUAAGACCUACUUUGUGACUGCGGAACAGACGAGGAAUUCAGAGCCAGUUUAUGUACUGUGUCAGUGCAGGAAGUACAUGUCAACCCGCGACUGUGUGGCUUGUUUUGAUUUUGCGGUUAGGUCAAUACGUUCUUGCGCUCCUGCCAAAGGUGCCCGUAGAGUGCUUGACGGCUGCUAUCUCAGGUACGAAAGUAAUUCUUUCUACGACGAAACAACAAACGAUGGAAAUGUCGGCUUAUGUGGUAAUCGUACUUCAUCACGACAAGGUGUUUUCGAAACAGCUGUGGAUGGAUUAUUGUCCGAUCUUUCUAUCGCCACCCCUAGAAUAAGUGGUUUCUAUGCUGCGGCCACAGCACCAGUAGUUGGUACAAAUACUACCAAGGUUUAUGCUAUAGCACAGUGUGUCGAGAGGGUUACACGCAAUGGAUGCAAAGAUUGCUUACACGUUGCAUACGCCAACAUCAAGAUUUGCCCAACAGUUGUUACUGACGGAAGGGCUAUUGAUUCUGGGUGUUUCAUGAGGGGAUAUACGGCACCAGAAUAUGCAAUACACGGACAAUUGUCUGAGAAAGUUGACACCUACAGUUUCGGUAUAGUGGUGCUUGAGAUUGUUAGCGGAAAAAGAUGCACAGACGUCCGAAACGAAUCGGCUGGAGAACAAUACCUCCUUGAGCAUGCCUGGAAUCUAUAUGAGACUCGCAUGCACUUGAAGUUGGUUGAUGAGACAUUAGACCCAAGUAAGUACAGAGAAGACGACAUAAAGAAAGUCAUAGAAAUCGCACUAAUGUGCACUCAGUCACCUGUUUCUGUCAGACCAACAAUGUCUGAAGUGGUGAUGCUUCUAAGUGAUAGGUCACGAGUACAAAACCCGCCAAGUAGACAAAACGUCAAUUUAACCAACAUAAGAACACAAACUGAUAACUCCACAUCUACUACCUUGUCCAUGAGCAACAAUGAUGCGACAAUCACGGAAUUAACAGGUCGGUAAUUUGUUACCAGGCUAUGUUCUCUGUGCCAAGAUGGAUCUAGAGUCGUAUGCAGAAGAUUUGAAGUGUAUGUUCAUGCUUAUAUGAUCAUAGAUAGUUCCGGUUUGGAAACGAAUGUGUGAGCAAUAUGAAACAUGUGUAAGAACUUGCUCCUUGGAUGAUGUUUCGUAUACUUUAAACUCAUGCUCAUGGAAAUAAAACUACUAGGAGACUUUUGUUAAAAUUAAGCUAGCUAUGGUUUGCUUAUGUUAAGUCAAGCUUGUUGACCGUUAGGCAAACUAACGGCUAGUUAAUAGUUAAGGUUUGACAGUUAAAUAACUGUCAACCUUUGUGAAACGUUGUGUCUGUUUGUUACAGGGGUGAGAACCCUUUUGUGUUUUUUAUAUGCUUGUAUCCUAUGUAC
Molecule: messenger RNA, 1861 nt
Organism: Cynara cardunculus var. scolymus (artichoke)
Lineage: Eukaryota; Viridiplantae; Streptophyta; Magnoliopsida; Asterales; Asteraceae
Product: putative cysteine-rich receptor-like protein kinase 43
Exons: 4
Coding region: 285-1460 (391 amino acids)
Biological process (GO): protein phosphorylation
Molecular function (GO): protein kinase activity
Source: RefSeq, a predicted model, not a curated record